Cyanistes caeruleus (blue tit) is the source of this 1005-nucleotide messenger RNA. NCBI's taxonomy places the organism in Eukaryota, Metazoa, Chordata, Aves, Passeriformes, Paridae. The record is from RefSeq and is a predicted model, not a curated record.
CCCUCUUUUCCCUCUUUUCCCUUCCUGUCCCCGUCCCGGUUCCCCUCACGUUCCUCCCGUUCCCCUCUCGGGAGCAGCUGCUGCACCGGGAAUCACCGGGAAUAAUCACCGGGAAUAAUCACCGGGAAUUAUCGAUCACCGGGAAUUAUCGAUCACCGGGAAUCGCCGGGAAUUGGCUCCAGGAGGAUGAAGCUGCUGGAGAAUUCCAGCUUCGAAGCCAUCAACUCCCAGCUGACCGUGGAGACGGGCGAUGCCCACAUCAUCGGCAGGAUCGAGAGCUAUUCCUGCAAGCUGGCCGGGAUUGACAAGCAGCUCUUCAAGCAGUUCUGCCUCGAGGGGCGGCCGCAGGCGCUGGAGGCUCUGUCCCCACCCCAGACCUCCGGCCUCAGCCCCGGCAGACUGGGCCGCGCUCCCCUCAGCCACACGUGCAGCCGCAAGACGCUUUUCUACCUGAUCGCCACCCUGAACGAGGCGUUCCGGCCCGACUACGACUUCAGCGCCGCCAAGAGCCACGAGUUCAGCCGCGAGCCCAGCCUCAACUGGGUGGUGAACGCGGUGAUUCCCGGUUGUUUCCGGUUGUUGUUUCCGGUGCAGGUGGUGAACGCGGUGAUUCCCGGUUGUUUCCGGUUGUUGUUUCCCGGUGCAGGUGGUGAACGCGGUGAUUCCCGGUUGUUUCCCCCAUUCCAUCAUUCCCGGUUGUUCCCUGUGUCCCUCACUCCAUCAUUCCCGGUUGUUGUUUCCGGUUGUUGUUUCCAGUGCAGGCGGUUGUUUCCCGUGUCCCUCAUUCCCGGUUGUUGUUUCUGGUUGUUGUUUUCGGUGGUGAACGCGGUCACCGUGGGGUCACUCUGUUCCUGUGGCCGCUCCCAUGGAGUCACUGGAGGCUCCGUCCAACCCGGCCUUGGACACUCCCGGGAGCGAGAGCCCUGCAGCCUCUGGGCAGCCCCGUUCCCGUUCCUGUUCCUGUUCCUGUUCUGUUCCCGUUCCUGUUCCCAUUCCCGUCCCUGA